AUGGGAAACGAAGGCUCAUUCGGACUUAGCACACAGACCUGGGGGAGGGACUCCCAUGGUCUGUUUGACUAUGAGUUUAAGAAGUGGAACCUUAAUGAAAUAAAAAUUGAUAAUUCUCACAAUAUCGUUUACAGAGAGUUCGAUCCAGCUAACCCUAUGGUAAGCAAUAUCAAGCUCGCUUCCAAGUAUAAGGAGGUAGAAGAAGUUAAGAAAAAAUUACGAAGUAGUAUUCCCAAUGAUGGCCAAAGACCCACUGUUCAUUUUUCAAUCUUGGGAUUUUUAAUUGUUAAGAACAAAACUUACCAAUUUACAUCAUUAAAUCAAUAUAAUUCAUACUUCAAACAUAAGGAUACUAUUUCUGAAAAAUCAGAAGCAUAUAAUUAUGCUGAUUUCGGAUCACAGAAUAAGCUUAAUGAUAUUGGCUUUGAUUCUUAUUGUAAAGAUAUAUGGAAAAUAGCAAGAGAUCCCAAAUCAAUGCAUUGUAUGAAUUUUAAAAUUAAGGAUAAAUAAGCAAUACAUGGGUGAACAUAUUUGAGAAGGAGACAUAAUAAAAAUAGGAAGAAUCAAAUUUAAAUUAAGAAAAUAUCACACAGGCCAUAGCCAACCAAGCCUUGAAAGGCAACAAACUCUAGAAAUCAAACAAGCCCAAAAACAAAUUGAAAAACAGCAGCUCGCCAGAAAGAGUGUAGGAGCCAGCCAAGCUGAACGCAGACAUGAAGCUGUCAAAGAAGAAGACGAAAUCCCUCCUUGUCGCUUUUGCCUUGUCAACGAAAUGGACGACUCUAACAACCCUCUGAUCAACCCGUGCAAGUGAAAAGGCACCAUGGGUUAUCUUCACAUCGAGUGCAUGAAGUAUUGGCUCAACACCAAGAAAACCACCAAAGAAUACAACAGAGGUGACUUGGUCAUCCACACAUGGAAAAUCGUAUCUUGUGAGCUGUGCAAGCAGCCGUACCCACAUAUUGUCCACUUCAGAGACCAGAGCAUGCCGAUUCUGGAGUAUGAAGAGCCCAAAGAUGAGCCUUUCAUUAUCUUGGAAUCGUACCCUAAAGAAGGAAGCAGAAAUGAAACCCAGAAGUCAAUCUACAUAUGCAAGACUGGCAACAAGCGCACUCUCAAUAUUGGAAGAGCCCAGCAGAAUGAACUCCGCAUCCAUGAUAUUUCGAUUUCAAGGAACCACGCUGAGAUCUCGAUUGUUGACGACACCAAGCUCUACAUCAAAGACGUCAAAAGCAAGUUCGGAACCCUGGUUCUGGUGAAGGCGCCUGAAAUCAUUCCUGAAGACAAAACCACAGUCAGCACCUACCAGAUCGGUCGGACAGUGUUCAUCUUCAACAACCCAGGCAAAGAAGCCAGAAAGUCUAUUGGCAAGGCCCUCUGCGCCAAGUUCGCUUCCAACAAAAACAAACACAGAAACGCUAAAGCCAAGUGAGGCCAAGCCAACAACAAAGAUGCCAAAGACAAAGCAGAGAUCAUUCUGGAGCUCGAAGUCGAGAAGCUGCAGAAAUAACGAGAGCGAGUUCUUUCUUGACGAUGAGUUCUACGACAGACUUGAGAAUGACUUCCAGCAGAAACAGAACCCUCCACCAAUCGAAAACGAUGACAUCCGGCUUGAUGUUGAUGGGCCAUCAGGCAACAGGACUGAUGACCCUGACCAUCAGCGAGAACCACACGAAGCCGACCAGAACCAGCAUGUUGAGCAUAACGAAGGCAGCAGACAUUCCGAAGAAGAUGAAGAAGACGAGGGCAUGAACCCUCUUGCUCAGACUCACGACGGCAAAGCUCUUCGCAAACUCAUGCUGAGAGACCGAGCCGAGAUGGGCCAUCACCAGACAGACGGACUUCAAGAAGGCUCUUCCGACAGAGCACCCGAAGAAGAGAAGCGGAUGUCAAUCUCAAUAUCAAACGACAACCUUGAAAUCACACUAAACCAGAACGCUCCACCAGGGCUUUCCAGAAGAGUCGACAACACUAUAGUAGUUCCGAGAAAAAGUCUUCUCAAUGAAGAAGAGAAAGAAAACAAAGAUCACGCUUGACUAAGCCUUUGAGACCAUGAUAACCAAAGGAGAUUAAUAGAGGAUACUCCAAGAAAUGAUCAGGACCAAAAGCGGCCUAUACUUCGUUCAUCUUCUGAGAAGAGGUUGAGUCACGUUCUCUAGACAGCCUCUUUUCCCUAAAAAACUAAUUUAUAGCUUCACAGUAAUAACUUACUUCA
Moneuplotes crassus is the source of this 2215-nucleotide messenger RNA. NCBI's taxonomy places the organism in Eukaryota, Ciliophora, Spirotrichea, Euplotida, Euplotidae. The record is from the annotation of a GenBank genome assembly.